Molecule: messenger RNA, 1982 nt
Organism: Coniophora puteana RWD-64-598 SS2
Lineage: Eukaryota; Fungi; Basidiomycota; Agaricomycetes; Boletales; Coniophoraceae
Exons: 6
Coding region: 42-1754 (570 amino acids)
Biological process (GO): amino acid transmembrane transport
Cellular component (GO): vacuolar membrane
Molecular function (GO): amino acid transmembrane transporter activity
Source: RefSeq, a predicted model, not a curated record
CUCACCCACUAGCCAGCUUCGCCAGUCCAUAGCAAGCCACGAUGGCCUACGUCGCGCCCGCUAACAUCGACGGUGCCUAUGACCCCCGCUCCCACCUCACCGAGGUCGAGGAGGACGACGCUGUCGCCCCGCACACAGACCUCUUCCCGGAUGGCACGCCAAUUAACCUGGAGACGUACAUGUACUGGGCCAAAAUCCGCCGCGAGGAGGAAAAGGCCGACACCACCGCUGGACCGGCCAACCCCUGGCUCCGGUUCUUCUCGAUGAAGAAGUCCGCGCCCACUCACGAGACCGCCUCCGAGAGCCCCUCUGACGAGAAAAAGGAGAAGGGAUCCGACACGGGUAGCGCGGUCAUCUCUGCUGGCGAGUACCGUCACGCCUCUGGUGCUCUCCGCACUGCCUCGUGGGGAAGCGUUUUCUACCUCAUCACGACCGAUAUUUUGGGUCCCUACUCUGCCCCCUUUGCUUUCCAGCAGGUCGGCUACGGUCCUGGCGUUGCUACUUUCAUCGGUUUCGGUCUCAUGGCAGCGUACAGCGGCGCUUGCUUGUGGUGGAUGUUCAUGAAGGUCGACUCUACCAAGUACCCCGCGCGGACCUUCGGUGAUCUCGGGUAUCGUCUUCUCGGUAGUGGCUUCCGUCAUCUGUGCAACAUCUUGCAGAGUCUCCAGCUCAUCUUCAACGUCGGUAUCAUCAUCCUCGGUAACGGCCAAGGUCUGUCGCAGAUGGCCAAGUUCCAGCUUUGCUUCAGCGUGUGCAAUCUCGUCUGGAUGUUGGCGGGUAUGAUCCUCGGUCAAGUCCGCACCCUCGCCAAGUUCGGAUGGCUCGCGUCGCUCUCGAUCUGGAUGAACGUCCUCGUUCUGAUUAUGACGAUGGCCUCUGUCGCCCACUCGCUACCUAACUACAUCGGAUCGGGUUUGGACGCAGCCCCUGUCAUCACCCAGGCCAUCAACAGGCAGCCCUUUGAGCCCCAGCUCAACGGUAUCAUGCAGAUUGUGUUCUCGUACGGUGGAGCUAUGAUUUUCACCGAGUUCAUGUCUGAGAUGCGCAAGCCCAUGGACUUCUGGAAGGCGAUGGCCUGCGCCCAGGUCUUCAUCACCUUCGUCUACAUGUUCUUCGGCAUCUUCGUCUACGCCUACCAGGGCCAGUUCACCAUGAACCCCGCCAACCAGGGCAUCUCUGCGUACGGCCUCCAGACCGCGACGAACGCCAUCUCCCUCACCGCGGGCCUAAUCGCCGCCGCGUUGUACGGCAACAUCGGAAUCAAGAUCUUCUACCAGAACAUCUUCGUGAACCUGCUCAAGUUCCCGCAGCACAGCUCGCCCAAGGGCAAGUGGAUCUUUGCCGUCGCCGUGCUCGUGUAUUGGUCGCUCGCCUUCGUCAUCGGCUCCGCGAUCCCGCAGUUCAGCAACAUCUCGUCGCUCAUCGCGGCCGCGUGCAUCUUCCAGUUCACGUACACGUUCCCGGCGAUCAUGAUCCUCGCGUACUCGAUGCAGGUUGAUGCGAUCGAGGGCGACCGCGAGUACGACCCCGCGAACCCGCACGGCUCCCGCGUCGACACGUGGAGACAGGCCUCCCGCUGGAAGCGUGCACUGAAGAAGAACAUCCUCUUCAAGGCGUUCAACUUCCUCGUCUUCUUUGCGUGUCUCGCGGCUGUCGGCCUCGCCAUGUACUCAUCUAUCACCGCCAUCAAGGCUGGCUUCGCCACGGACGGCUCAGCGACGUCGUUCGGCUGCAAGUCCCCCGUUGACAACUAAACAGGUCGUCGUGUACAUAGCCCACGUUAUUUAGCUGACGCACAGAGAGUGUACACGGACACUUGCUACAGUAUUUCGGGGUUUCGUUCGCAUUUUCUUCACCCUGGGGUACGAUUCACGCUGGACGAGGACUUGUUGGUGCAUGUAUUAUGAUUCAUACUAAUGACGUAGGUAGUAGUAGUAGCAACGAUCUAUAACGGCGACGUAAAAUAUAUAUAUCCCACUUAC